Erpetoichthys calabaricus (reedfish) is the source of this 641-nucleotide messenger RNA. RefSeq lists its product as uncharacterized. The coding region runs from base 81 to 287 and encodes 68 amino acids. NCBI's taxonomy places the organism in Eukaryota, Metazoa, Chordata, Cladistia, Polypteriformes, Polypteridae. Gene Ontology annotation, molecular function: zinc ion binding. The transcript is spliced from 4 exons. The record is from RefSeq and is a predicted model, not a curated record. Gene Ontology annotation, biological process: regulation of gene expression; intrinsic apoptotic signaling pathway in response to DNA damage.
AGAGAAACCUACGUCAUCAGCAUAUCUGGGGCAAUGGUUUUCCUGUUAGCUUAGUGAGACUAAUAACGGCGUGAACAAAAAUGGUUGCUUAUUGCCCCAUCUGUGGAAAGCCAGUUUAUUUUGGAGAAAAGAAGCGCUCCCUUGGAAGAGAUUAUCAUCCGCUAUGCCUGAAAUGCUACCAGUGCAAGAGGCAGCUCAGCUCUGGACAGCAUGCAGAGCAUGAUGACAAGCCCUACUGCACCCACUGCUACAUGAAGCAAUUUGGGCCCAGAGGACCAAGACGGUGAGCAUCUCCCAAGUUCCAGGGGUGGCAGCUUUAUACAGACAUUCAUCUUACAGCCAGAAGACACCUCAGAAGAGUGACAACACCUUUAAUUUGUCACCAGAAAAUGCUUUGAAGGCUUCAGCAGAUAGCAAAGAGAACUGGAUGUGUUGAAGUCAGGGUGCAGGCUUUGGGGUGGGGGGUGGAGUUCAGUAGCAAAGAAAUUAUAUAAAUAUUACAUGGGAUUGUUUCUGUUUUUGUGUAUAUAUACAAACUCAUAUGUCAUUUGUAAAUGUUUUAAAGAUGUUACCAACAUUAUGUUUACAGGUAUAGUAAUAUGAGCCACUGGCAGCAUAUAAAAUAAAAAAUAUAAAAGAUC